Molecule: messenger RNA, 718 nt
Organism: Ruditapes philippinarum (Manila clam)
Lineage: Eukaryota; Metazoa; Mollusca; Bivalvia; Venerida; Veneridae
Exons: 3
Coding region: 65-718 (217 amino acids)
Source: RefSeq, a predicted model, not a curated record
UUUCAAUGCUAACCGUUAGUGUUUUUAUUCAAAUUAAAAAUGAUAUGAUUGUUUAAAACUUAAUAUGACGAAAUUAAACUUUCUAGCGAUAAUAUGUGUUUCAAUUGGCGCUUUUAUAGCACAAGUGACCUGCCAGCCAUCGAAUCUUCAAAUCAUACAGUCACCAUCGGCAUGUUCCGGAACGUCGUCAGAUCCUGAUAAAGUCUUCGUCAAUGCUUCCUGUGGUAAUGGUCAUGUCGUUGCCAUCAAACAUGUAACAGUGGGUUCCAAAUUACAAUCUACAGGUUGUCCUAGAUACUACGACGAUAUGCACAACUUUUCUGUUUGCUGUACAUAUGACCAAGCAAAUGACUGUCUGUUCCCAUUUUAUUUCGAAACUUUAACUUAUCAUGAAGGCUGUAACGGACGACAGAAUUGUUACUUGGGAGUACAGAAUCAAAAUACUGACGCGAGUUGUACAGGAAAUCUUACUACUUUAAGUCGUUACAUGUUCAUUGAUUACUACUGCAUAGAGGACGAUAAAAUGUUAGAGUUGUGUUCCGCCACGACAUCUACAAUAACAAGAGAGAACACUACAGUCUACAUUUGGAACAAAGAUUUUGAGGUUUCGUCCAUCAGUCCGUCUGACCCAAGCUGCAACUGUUCCGUGGAGAUAGACAACUGUGAUGCUUAUAUUGAUAUCUAUAAAAUGUACAGCAUAUUAACGGGAAACGGGUAA